CGAACUUCAAAUUCCUAAGUUACUAAAAUCUAAAAUCUAGACUCCGUCACUUCGCCGACGCCGAAUCCACGAAUCCGAAUAUCCGACGACGAAGCCAAGGCCGGCGACGAGCAGCAGCAGCGGACGACGACCCCAAGGCUCCCGGCCCUCCCUGCGAAUCUGGGACCAGCAGCAGCCGACGACGAAGCCAAGGCCCCCCGCCCUACCCCGCGAAUCUGCAAGCAGCAGCCUACGACGCCGCCUCCCGCCCUCACCCGCGAAUCUGCGAGUAGUAGUCGACGACGAAGAUUCCGCAUCCCGCCCUCCCCUGCGAAUCUGCGAAUCUGAAACAUGUCUUCUAAGAAUGAAGAUGGUGCUCAAGAUGCGGCAGAAAGAAUUAAAGCAGCAGCGCUAUCAGCUGCGAAGGGUCUUAGUCGUGCUCAAGCUGAACGUGCGGCUGCUGCUGCAGCUCGGAAUGUGAAUGCAUAUGGGCAGAAGGAGGAAGGGCCGAGCCGAUGGCAAGAAAGAAAAGAAGCAAAGAGGCAGAUGUACUUGAUGAGUACCGAGAAGCAGGUGAGGUUGGGUGAGCGGAAAGACCUUAAGACUUCAAUGACCUCGAUUGGUUCAGCUUCUCAAUGUCAAAAGUGUUUCCAGACUGGUCACUGGACAUACGAGUGCAAGAAUGAGAGGGUUUACAUCUCACGACCAUCUCGUACCCAGCAACUGAAAAACCCAAAACUGAGAAUGAAGGUAUCAAUUUCUUAUGAUUUAGAGAGCCCAGACAUUGAGAAGGAUGGGAAGAAUGAAGAAAAAGUGAAGAAGAGUAAGAGAAAGCACAAAUCAGAUACCGAGUCUGGUAGUGACAGUGAGGCUUCUGUUUUCGAAUCUGAUAGUGGUGCAGGGACCGAUUCUUCUUCUGGGGGGAGUGAGACAAGUUAUUCUUCAACUGACUCAGAGGAAGAGAGGAGGAGGCGGAGGAGGAAGAAGAAGAAGAAGUUGCAGCAGAGGAAAAGAAGACACCGGAGGUAUAGCUCAACAUCUGAGUCCUCUGAUUCAUCCUCAGAUUCAGAAUCAGAUUCCGAGGGUCGCUCUAGCAGAAAGAAGAGCAGCAGGAGGCAGAGUAGGAAGCGCUGAGGCAGUGAAGCAGAGAGACGGUUCAGCAUAUGUCGGAUAAUGACUUGAAAUAAAUGUGACAGCAAACGACUUUCCCAGGUCUACCCUACAUUUUAACCUUAGGCAGUAUGCUUGUUUGCAAGAAUUCCAGGAUUUCAAAGACGAUUGUUUCUAUUUUAUCCCGCAUUUAGUUUGGAUAGAUCAAUUAUAUUUUAGUUGUGUUUGGUUACUCCGUAAGAAUUUGCAAAGUCCUCACUGUUUGAUCAAUCUACACCAAGGGUCGACCCCAAAGUCACCUUCCUAGAUGAUCUGAUCUUCCAAUGCCUUUCAGAGAAAUGAUGGUUGAGUUUGGGUUUGGAUUGAAGAAUCUGGAUGAUUCUUUUUGCUUAGAAUGCUUAUUAUAGCUUGAAAGCUUUUUCUCUCUUGUAAUCUCAAGAAUUCAUUAAGUCAGCAUCUUGUUCAAAGCGAGGUUCUCCUUUUAUAGACGGAGAGAGUUGAGGGCUAGUUUUGAAAUUCAAAAUUUCAUGUUUUCGCUCAACAAGUGGUAGUCAUCCAAAAGCUGCACAAUCCCUAAAUUUGUGUUGCCAAAUUCUUGAUUUGUGGUGCCAUGAUCCAUAGGGUGAAAACUGUUUCCCUAUUUGUGUAAUAAGCACACUUUAGUGCAAAAAGUUUAUUGUUGUUUA
Messenger RNA from Ipomoea triloba (trilobed morning glory), 1775 nucleotides. RefSeq names its product zinc finger CCHC domain-containing protein 10-like. The transcript is spliced from 2 exons. NCBI's taxonomy places the organism in Eukaryota, Viridiplantae, Streptophyta, Magnoliopsida, Solanales, Convolvulaceae. Bases 331 to 1113 code for a protein of 260 amino acids. The record is from RefSeq and is a predicted model, not a curated record.